Molecule: messenger RNA, 17995 nt
Organism: Puntigrus tetrazona (Sumatra barb)
Lineage: Eukaryota; Metazoa; Chordata; Actinopteri; Cypriniformes; Cyprinidae
Exons: 144
Coding region: 1-17985 (5994 amino acids)
Source: RefSeq, a predicted model, not a curated record
AUGGCACCUUUAAGAACAAACGAGGCUUCUACAGAAAACAUACCCUCAACAACAGCUCAUGAAUGCACCUUCAAUAACAACAAAUACUGCUUCAACAACAACAGCACUAUCAAAAACAGAAACAGAAGCUUCCACAACCAUAGAGGUGAUCCCCACAACCACACUCAUAUCCUCAUCAAGUACAACUACACCUUCAACAGCAACAAAUGUCACUACAACAACAGCACCGUCAACAAAAGCAGAAGCUUCCACAACCAUAGAGGUGAUCCCUACAACCACACUCAUAUCCUCAUCAAGUACAACUACACCUUCAACAGCAACAAAUGUCACUACAACAACAGCACCGUCAACAAAAACAGAAGCUUCCACCACCAUAGAGGUGAUCCCUACAUCCACACUCAUAUCCUCAUCAAGUACAACUACACCUUCAACAGCAACAAAUGUUGCUUCAACAACAGCACCAUCAACAGAAACAGAAGCUUCCACAACCAUAGAAGUGAUCCCCACAACCACACUCAUAUCUACAACCUACCUAUAACAACAGAAAAUGGCACUCUAACAGAGACACCAUCUUCAAAAAUAACAACUGAAACUUACACAACCACAGCUGUGACCACCACAACCACACACCUAUCAUCACCAACUAUAACUGUACCUUUACCCGCAACAAAUGCUGCUCCAACAAUGUCUCCAACAACUGAAACUUCUACUAUCACAGCCGUGAACCCUACAAUCACUAUAUCAUCAGUAACUGAAUCUACAACAACAAAUCUUGUUCCAACAUCAUUUUCGACUACUGAAGGUUAUGCAACCACAGCUGUGAGCCCCACAACAACUUUUACAUUUUCAGAAACUACAACAACAAAAGCUGCUCAAACUACACCAUUGUCAACAACAAAUGAGGCUUCAACCACCACAGCAGUGAACCCCACAAACAUUCCUGUAUUCUCUAUACCUCAAGCAACAGAAAAUGUUGUUCCAACAACAACUCUACCAUCUUUGCCACAUGAAGUAUCUACUACCACAGCUGUGAGCCCUGCAACCACUCUUAUAUCUUCAGAAUCUAACACAGCACCUGUAACAACAAGUGCUUCACCAGCUGCAACAGCAACAUCUUCAACAACUGAAGCUUCAAGCACCACAUCAGUACACCCCACAACCACGCCUGUAUACUCAGUACCCACAACAACAGAAAAUGCUGCCCCAACAACUCCACUGUCUUCAACAACUGAAAGUACUACUACCACACCUGUGACCCUCAAAACCACUCCUUCACCUCCAAAAACUACAACAACAAAAGCUACUCCAGAAACAACCACCACAGAAAUGCAUGCAUUCUCAGUACCUACAGCAGCAGAAAAUACUGCUCCAACAGAGACACCAUUGUCAACAAUUAAAAGUGAAGCUUAUAAAACUAUAGGUGUGACUCCCACAACCACAAUCAUAUUCUCACCGAUUGCAACUUCUACAUCACAAUCUUCAACAACUAAAGCUUCAACCAUCACAGCAGCGAACCCCACAAAAAUCUCAGAAACAUCAUAUGCUGUGGUGUUUACAAUUAACGUGGUUAACAUCAGCAUGCCAGUGGACCAGCUGCUCAGAAACAAUACCUACCAGGAAGUGCAGGAAAUCAUCAAUACUAUGCUGAACACUCUUCUGAAUGAACCUGGCAGCCCAGCUUUCCAAUCCAAAUUUUCCAACUUCACGAGCGCUACGAACCAGAUUGAUGGCAUGAUGGGUUAUAACUUCAAUGGUGGAGAUGCCCUGCAACCAGUCAGCUUCCUAAAUGAGUUACUUGUGUCAACCACGACAACGGUGCUUCCAGGAACAACAACCAGUUUCUUUGUGACUUCACCAAACCUCAUAUCUGGUUCAGCAGUCGUCAUAGCCAGGCUGGUGUUCAACUCAUCAUCUCCAGUUCCCAGUGAAGAUCUGGUCCUCAGGGCUAUCAACACUCUCCAAAUCUCAGAAACCUCAUAUGCUGUGGUAUUUCAAAUUAAAGUGGUUAACAUCAGCAUGCCAGUGGACCAGGUGCUCAGAAACAAUACCUGCCAGGAAGUGCAGAAAAUCAUUGAUAAUUCGCUGAACACUCUUCUGAAUGAACCUGGCAGCCCAGCUUUCCAAUCCAAGUUUUCCAACUUCACGAGCGCUGCAAACCAGAUUGAUGGCAUGAUGGGUUAUAACUUCAAUGGUGGAGAUGCGCUGCAACCAGUCAGCUUCCUAAAUGAGUUACUUGUGUCAACCACGACAACGGUGCUUCCAGGAACAACAACCAGUUUCUUUGUGACCUCACCAAACCUCAUAUCUGGUUCAGCAGUCGUCAUAGCCAGGCUGGUGUUCAACUCAUCAUCUCCAGUUCCCAGUGAAGAUCUGGUCCUCAGGGCUAUCAACACUCUCCGUAAUUCCAGAGAGUCAAAGCUGAAUGAAUCAGUGAAAGUGGUGAAUGUUACCUAUGAGAUGGGUAACAUCAGCAUGCCAGUGGACCAGGUGCUCAGAAACAAUACCUGCCAGGAAGUGCAGAAAAUCAUCGAUAAUUCGCUGAACACUCUUCUGAAUGAACCUGGCAGCCCAGCUUUCCAAUCCAAAUUUUCCAACUUCACGAGCGCUACAAACCAGAUUGAUGGCAAGAUGGGUUAUAACUUCAAUGGUGGAGAUGCCCUGCAACCAGUCAGCUUCCUAAAUGAGUUACUUGUGUCAACCACGACAACGGUGCUUCCAGAAACAACAACCAGUUUCUUUGUGACUUCACCAAACCUCAUAUCUGGUUCAGCAGUCGUCAUAGCCAGGCUGGUGUUCAACUCAUCAUCUCCAGUUCCCAGUGAAGAUCUGGUCCUCAGGGCUAUCAACACUCUCCUGGGUAACAUCAGCAUGCCAGUGGACCAGGUGCUCAGAAACAAUACCUGCCAGGAAGUGCAGAAAAUCAUCGAUAAUUCGCUGAACACUCUUCUGAAUGAACCUGGCAGCCCAGCUUUCCAAUCCAAAUUUUCCAACUUCACGAGCGCUACAAACCAGAUUGAUGGCAUGAUGGGUUAUAACUUCAAUGGUGGAGAUGCCCUGCAACCAGUCAGCUUCCUAAAUGAGUUACUUGUGUCAACCACGACAACGGUGCUUCCAGGAACAAUAACCAGUUUCUUUGUGACUUCACCAAACCUCAUAUCUGGUUCAGCAGUCGUCAUAGCCAGGCUGGUGUUCAACUCAUCAUCUCCAGUUCCCAGUGAAGAUCUGGUCCUCAGGGCUAUCAACACUCUCCUGGGUAACAUCAGCAUGCCAGUGGACCAGGUGCUCAGAAACAAUACCUGCCAGGAAGUGCAGAAAAUCAUCGAUAAUUCGCUGAACACUCUUCUGAAUGAACCUGGCAGCCCAGCUUUCCAAUCCAAAUUUUCCAACUUCACGAGCGCUACAAACCAGAUUGAUGGCAUGAUGGGUUAUAACUUCAAUGGUGGAGAUGCCCUGCAACCAGUCAGCUUCCUAAAUGAGUUACUUGUGUCAACCACGACAACGGUGCUUCCAGGAACAACAACCAGUUUCUUUGUGACUUCACCAAACCUCAUAUCUGGUUCAGCAGUCGUCAUAGCCAGGCUGGUGUUCAACUCAUCAUCUCCAGUUCCCAGUGAAGAUCUGGUCUUCAGGGCUAUCAACACUCUUCUGGGUAACAUCAGCAUGCCAGUGGACCAGGUGCUCAGAAACAAUACCUGCCAGGAAGUGCAGAAAAUCAUCGAUAAUUCGCUGAACACUCUUCUGAAUGAACCUGGCAGCCCAGCUUUCCAAUCCAAAUUUUCCAACUUCACGAGCGCUGCAAACCAGAUUGAUGGCAUGAUGGUUUAUAACUUCAAUGGUGGAGAUGCGCUGCAACCAGUCAGCUUCCUAAAUGAGUUACUUGUGUCAACCACGACAACGGUGCUUCCAGGAACAACAACCAGUUUCUUUGUGACUUCACCAAACCUCAUAUCUGGUUCAGCAGUCGUCAUAGCCAGGCUGGUGUUCAACUCAUCAUCUCCAGUUCCCAGUGAAGAUCUGGUCUUCAGGGCUAUCAACACUCUUCGUAAUUCCAGAGAGUCAAAGCUGAAUGAAUCACUGAACACUCUUCUGAAUGAACCUGGCAGCCCAGCUUUCCAAUCCAAAUUUUCCAACUUCACGAGCGCUACAAACCAGAUUGAUGGCAAGAUGGGUUAUAACUUCAAUGGUGGAGAUGCCUGCAACCAAUCUGGUUCAGCAGUCGUCAUAGCCAGGCUGGUGUUCAACUCAUCAUCUCCAGUUCCCAGUGAAGAUCUGGUCCUCAGGGCUAUCAACACUCUCCUGGGUAACAUCAGCAUGCCAGUGGACCAGGUGCUCAGAAACAAUACCUGCCAGGAAGUGCAGAAAAUCAUCGAUAAUUUGCUGAACACUCUUCUGAAUGAACCUGGCAGCCCAGCUUUCCAAUCCAAAUUUUCCAACUUCACGAGCGCUACAAACCAGAUUGAUGGCAAGAUGGGUUAUAACUUCAAUGGUGGAGAUGCCCUGCAACCAGUCAGCUUCCUAAAUGAGUUACUUGUGUCAACCACGACAACGGUGCUUCCAGGAACAACAACCAGUUUCUUUGUGACUUCACCAAACCUCAUAUCUGGUUCAGCAGUCGUCAUAGCCAGGCUGGUGUUCAACUCAUCAUCUCCAGUUCCCAGUGAAGAUCUGGUCCUCAGGGCUAUCAACACUCUCCUGGGUAACAUCAGCAUGCCAGUGGACCAGGUGCUCAGAAACAAUACCUGCCAGGAAGUGCAGAAAAUCAUCGAUAAUUCGCUGAACACUCUUCUGAAUGAACCUGGCAGCCCAGCUUUCCAAUCCAAAUUUUCCAACUUCACGAGCGCUACAAACCAGAUUGAUGGCAAGAUGGGUUAUAACUUCAAUGGUGGAGAUGCCCUGCAACCAGUCAGCUUCCUAAAUGAGUUACUUGUGUCAACCACGACAACGGUGCUUCCAGGAACAACAACCAGUUUCUUUGUGACUUCACCAAACCUCAUAUCUGGUUCAGCAGUCGUCAUAGCCAGGCUGGUGUUCAACUCAUCAUCUCCAGUUCCCAGUGAAGAUCUGGUCUUCAGGGCUAUCAACACUCUUCUGGUUAACAUCAGCAUGCCAGUGGACCAGGUGCUCAGAAACAAUACCUGCCAGGAAGUGCAGAAAAUCAUCGAUAAUUUGCUGAACACUCUUCUGAAUGAACCUGGCAGCCCAGCUUUCCAAUCCAAAUUUUCCAACUUCACGAGCGCUACAAACCAGAUUGAUGGCAAGAUGGGUUAUAACUUCAAUGGUGGAGAUGCCCUGCAACCAGUCAGCUUCCUAAAUGAGUUACUUGUGUCAACCACGACAACGGUGCUUCCAGGAACAACAACCAGUUUCUUUGUGACUUCACCAAACCUCAUAUCUGGUUCAGCAGUCGUCAUAGCCAGGCUGGUGUUCAACUCAUCAUCUCCAGUUCCCAGUGAAGAUCUGGUCCUCAGGGCUAUCAACACUCUCCGUAAUUCCAGAGAGUCAAAGCUGAAUGAAUCAGUGAAAGUGGUGAAUGUCACCUAUGAGAAAAUCUCAGAAACCUCAUAUGCUGUGGUAUUUGAAAUUAAAGUGGGUAACAUCAGCAUGCCAGUGGACCAGGUGCUCAGAAACAAUACCUGCCAGGAAGUGCAGAAAAUCAUCGAUAAUUCGCUGAACACUCUUCUGAAUGAACCUGGCAGCCCAGCUUUCCAAUCCAAAUUUUCCAACUUCACGAGCGCUACAAACCAGAUUGAUGGCAAGAUGGGUUAUAACUUCAAUGGUGGAGAUGCCCUGCAACCAGUCAGCUUCCUAAAUGAGUUACUUGUGUCAACCACGACAACGGUGCUUCCAGGAACAACAACCAGUUUCUUUGUGACUUCACCAAACCUCAUAUCUGGUUCAGCAGUCGUCAUAGCCAGGCUGGUGUUCAACUCAUCAUCUCCAGUUCCCAGUGAAGAUCUGGUCCUCAGGGCUAUCAACACUCUCCGUAAUUCCAGAGAGUCAAAGCUGAAUAAAUCAGUGAAAGUGGUGAAUGUCACCUAUGAGAAAAUCUCAGAAACCUCAUAUGCUGUGGUAUUUGAAAUUAAAGUGGGUAACAUCAGCAUGCCAGUGGACCAGGUGCUCAGAAACAAUACCUGCCAGGAAGUGCAGAAAAUCAUCGAUAAUUCGCUGAACACUCUUCUGAAUGAACCUGGCAGCCCAGCUUUCCAAUCCAAAUUUUCCAACUUCACGAGCGCUACAAACCAGAUUGAUGGCAAGAUGGGUUAUAACUUCAAUGGUGGAGAUGCCCUGCAACCAGUCAGCUUCCUAAAUGAGUUACUUGUGUCAACCACGACAACGGUGCUUCCAGGAACAACAACCAGUUUCUUUGUGACUUCACCAAACCUCAUAUCUGGUUCAGCAGUCGUCAUAGCCAGGCUGGUGUUCAACUCAUCAUCUCCAGUUCCCAGUGAAGAUCUAGUCUUCAGGGCUAUCAACACUCUUCGUAAUUCCAGAGAGUCAAAGCUGAAUGAAUCAGUGAAAGUGGUGAAUGUCACCUAUGAGAAAAUCUCAGAAACCUCAUAUGCUGUGGUAUUUGAAAUUAAAGUGGUUAACAUCAGCAUGCCAGUGGACCAGGUGCUCAGAAACAAUACCUGCCAGGAAGUGCAGAAAAUCAUCGAUAAUUCGCUGAACACUCUUCUGAAUGAACCUGGCAGCCCAGCUUUCCAAUCCAAAUUUUCCAACUUCACGAGCGCUACAAACCAGAUUGAUGGCAAGAUGGGUUAUAACUUCAAUGGUGGAGAUGCCCUGCAACCAGUCAGCUUCCUAAAUGAGUUACUUGUGUCAACCACGACAACGGUGCUUCCAGGAACAACAACCAGUUUCUUUGUGACUUCACCAAACCUCAUAUCUGGUUCAGCAGUCGUCAUAGCCAGGCUGGUGUUCAACUCAUCAUCUCCAGUUCCCAGUGAAGAUCUGGUCCUCAGGGCUAUCAACACUCUCCGUAAUUCCAGAGAGUCAAAGCUGAAUGAAUCAGUGAAAGUGGUGAAUGUCACCUAUGAGAAAAUCUCAGAAACCUCAUAUGCUGUGGUAUUUGAAAUUAAAGUGGGUAACAUCAGCAUGCCAGUGGACCAGGUGCUCAGAAACAAUACCUGCCAGGAAGUGCAGAAAAUCAUCGAUAAUUCGCUGAACACUCUUCUGAAUGAACCUGGCAGCCCAGCUUUCCAAUCCAAAUUUUCCAACUUCACGAGCGCUACAAACCAGAUUGAUGGCAAGAUGGGUUAUAACUUCAAUGGUGGAGAUGCCCUGCAACCAGUCAGCUUCCUAAAUGAGUUACUUGUGUCAACCACGACAACGGUGCUUCCAGAAACAACAACCAGUUUCUUUGUGACUUCACCAAACCUCAUAUCUGGUUCAGCAGUCGUCAUAGCCAGGCUGGUGUUCAACUCAUCAUCUCCAGUUCCCAGUGAAGAUCUGGUCCUCAGGGCUAUCAACACUCUCCGUAAUUCCAGAGAGUCAAAGCUGAAUGAAUCAGUGAAAGUGGUGAAUGUCACCUAUGAGAAAAUCUCAGAAACCUCAUAUGCUGUGGUAUUUCAAAUUAAAGUGGUUAACAUCAGCAUGCCAGUGGACCAGGUGCUCAGAAACAAUACCUGCCAGGAAGUGCAGAAAAUCAUCGAUAAUUCGCUGAACACUCUUCUGAAUGAACCUGGCAGCCCAGCUUUCCAAUCCAAAUUUUCCAACUUCACGAGCGCUACAAACCAGAUUGAUGGCAAGAUGGGUUAUAACUUCAAUGGUGGAGAUGCCCUGCAACCAGUCAGCUUCCUAAAUGAGUUACUUGUGUCAACCACGACAACGGUGCUUCCAGGAACAACAACCAGUUUCUUUGUGACUUCACCAAACCUCAUAUCUGGUUCAGCAGUCGUCAUAGCCAGGCUGGUGUUCAACUCAUCAUCUCCAGUUCCCAGUGAAGAUCUGGUCCUCAGGGCUAUCAACACUCUCCGUAAUUCCAGAGAGUCAAAGCUGAAUGAAUCAGUGAAAGUGGUGAAUGUCACCUAUGAGAAAAUCUCAGAAACCUCAUAUGCUGUGGUAUUUGAAAUUAAAGUGGUUAACAUCAGCAUGCCAGUGGACCAGGUGCUCAGAAACAAUACCUGCCAGGAAGUGCAGAAAAUCAUCGAUAAUUCGCUGAACACUCUUCUGAAUGAACCUGGCAGCCCAGCUUUCCAAUCCAAAUUUUCCAACUUCACGAGCGCUACAAACCAGAUUGAUGGCAAGAUGGGUUAUAACUUCAAUGGUGGAGAUGCCCUGCAACCAGUCAGCUUCCUAAAUGAGUUACUUGUGUCAACCACGACAACGGUGCUUCCAGGAACAACAACCAGUUUCUUUGUGACUUCACCAAACCUCAUAUCUGGUUCAGCAGUCGUCAUAGCCAGGCUGGUGUUCAACUCAUCAUCUCCAGUUCCCAGUGAAGAUCUGGUCCUCAGGGCUAUCAACACUCUCCGUAAUUCCAGAGAGUCAAAGCUGAAUGAAUCAGUGAAAGUGGUGAAUGUCACCUAUGAGAAAAUCUCAGAAACCUCAUAUGCUGUGGUAUUUGAAAUUAAAGUGGGUAACAUCAGCAUGCCAGUGGACCAGGUGCUCAGAAACAAUACCUGCCAGGAAGUGCAGAAAAUCAUCGAUAAUUCGCUGAACACUCUUCUGAAUGAACCUGGCAGCCCAGCUUUCCAAUCCAAAUUUUCCAACUUCACGAGCGCUACAAACCAGAUUGAUGGCAUGAUGGGUUAUAACUUCAAUGGUGGAGAUGCCCUGCAACCAGUCAGCUUCCUAAAUGAGUUACUUGUGUCAACCACGACAACGGUGCUUCCAGGAACAAUAACCAGUUUCUUUGUGACUUCACCAAACCUCAUAUCUGGUUCAGCAGUCGUCAUAGCCAGGCUGGUGUUCAACUCAUCAUCUCCAGUUCCCAGUGAAGAUCUGGUCUUCAGGGCUAUCAACACUCUUCGUAAUUCCAGAGAGUCAAAGCUGAAUGAAUCAGUGAAAGUGGUGAAUGUCACCUAUGAGAAAAUCUCAGAAACCUCAUAUGCUGUGGUAUUUGAAAUUAAAGUGGUUAACAUCAGCAUGCCAGUGGACCAGGUGCUCAGAAACAAUACCUGCCAGGAAGUGCAGAAAAUCAUCGAUAAUUCGCUGAACACUCUUCUGAAUGAACCUGGCAGCCCAGCUUUCCAAUCCAAAUUUUCCAACUUCACGAGCGCUGCAAACCAGAUUGAUGGCAUGAUGGGUUAUAACUUCAAUGGUGGAGAUGCCCUGCAACCAGUCAGCUUCCUAAAUGAGUUACUUGUGUCAACCACGACAACGGUGCUUCCAGAAACAACAACCAGUUUCUUUGUGACUUCACCAAACCUCAUAUCUGGUUCAGCAGUCGUCAUAGCCAGGCUGGUGUUCAACUCAUCAUCUCCAGUUCCCAGUGAAGAUCUGGUCCUCAGGGCUAUCAACACUCUUCGUAAUUCCAGAGAGUCAAAGCUGAACGAAUCAGUGAAAGUGGUGAAUGUCACCUAUGAGAAAAUCUCAGAAACCUCAUAUGCUGUGGUGUUUGAAAUUAAAGUGGUUAACAUCAGCAUGCCAGUGGACCAGGUGCUCAGAAACAAUACCUGCCAGGAAGUGCAGAAAAUCAUCGAUAAUUCGCUGAACACUCUUCUGAAUGAACCUGGCAGCCCAGCUUUCCAAUCCAAAUUUUCCAACUUCACGAGCGCUACAAACCAGAUUGAUGGCAAGAUGGGUUAUAACUUCAAUGGUGGAGAUGCCCUGCAACCAGUCAGCUUCCUAAAUGAGUUACUUGUGUCAACCACGACAACGGUGCUUCCAGGAACAACAACCAGUUUCUUUGUGACUUCACCAAACCUCAUAUCUGGUUCAGCAGUCGUCAUAGCCAGGCUGGUGUUCAACUCAUCAUCUCCAGUUCCCAGUGAAGAUCUGGUCCUCAGGGCUAUCAACACUCUCCGUAAUUCCAGAGAGUCAAAGCUGAAUGAAUCAGUGAAAGUGGUGAAUGUCACCUAUGAGAAAAUCUCAGAAACCUCAUAUGCUGUGGUAUUUGAAAUUAAAGUGGGUAACAUCAGCAUGCCAGUGGACCAGGUGCUCAGAAACAAUACCUGCCAGGAAGUGCAGAAAAUCAUCGAUAAUUCGCUGAACACUCUUCUGAAUGAACCUGGCAGCCCAGCUUUCCAAUCCAAAUUUUCCAACUUCACGAGCGCUACAAACCAGAUUGAUGGCAAGAUGGGUUAUAACUUCAAUGGUGGAGAUGCCCUGCAACCAGUCAGCUUCCUAAAUGAGUUACUUGUGUCAACCACGACAACGGUGCUUCCAGGAACAACAACCAGUUUCUUUGUGACUUCACCAAACCUCAUAUCUGGUUCAGCAGUCGUCAUAGCCAGGCUGGUGUUCAACUCAUCAUCUCCAGUUCCCAGUGAAGAUCUGGUCUUCAGGGCUAUCAACACUCUUCGUAAUUCCAGAGAGUCAAAGCUGAAUGAAUCAGUGAAAGUGGUGAAUGUCACCUAUGAGAAAAUCUCAGAAACCUCAUAUGCUGUGGUAUUUGAAAUUAAAGUGGUUAACAUCAGCAUGCCAGUGGACCAGGUGCUCAGAAACAAUACCUGCCAGGAAGUGCAGAAAAUCAUCGAUAAUUCGCUGAACACUCUUCUGAAUGAACCUGGCAGCCCAGCUUUCCAAUCCAAAUUUUCCAACUUCACGAGCGCUACAAACCAGAUUGAUGGCAAGAUGGGUUAUAACUUCAAUGGUGGAGAUGCCCUGCAACCAGUCAGCUUCCUAAAUGAGUUACUUGUGUCAACCACGACAACGGUGCUUCCAGGAACAACAACCAGUUUCUUUGUGACUUCACCAAACCUCAUAUCUGGUUCAGCAGUCGUCAUAGCCAGGCUGGUGUUCAACUCAUCAUCUCCAGUUCCCAGUGAAGAUCUGGUCCUCAGGGCUAUCAACACUCUCCGUAAUUCCAGAGAGUCAAAGCUGAAUGAAUCAGUGAAAGUGGUGAAUGUCACCUAUGAGAAAAUCUCAGAAACCUCAUAUGCUGUGGUAUUUGAAAUUAAAGUGGUUAACAUCAGCAUGCCAGUGGACCAGGUGCUCAGAAACAAUACCUGCCAGGAAGUGCAGAAAAUCAUCGAUAAUUCGCUGAACACUCUUCUGAAUGAACCUGGCAGCCCAGCUUUCCAAUCCAAAUUUUCCAACUUCACGAGCGCUACAAACCAGAUUGAUGGCAAGAUGGGUUAUAACUUCAAUGGUGGAGAUGCCCUGCAACCAGUCAGCUUCCUAAAUGAGUUACUUGUGUCAACCACGACAACGGUGCUUCCAGAAACAACAACCAGUUUCUUUGUGACUUCACCAAACCUCAUAUCUGGUUCAGCAGUGGUCACAGCCAGGCUGGUGUUCAAUUCAUCAUCUCCAGUUCCCAGUGAAGAUCUGGUCCUCAGGGCUAUCAACACUCUCCGUAAAUCCAGAGAGUCAAAGCUGAAUGAAUCAGUGAAAGUGGUGAAUGUCACGUAUGAGAAAAUCUCAGAAACCUCAUAUGCUGUGGUGUUUGAAAUUAAAGUGGUUAACAUCAGCAUGCCAGUGGACCAGGUGCUCAGAAACAAUACCUGCCAGGAAGUGCAGAAAAUCAUCGAUAAUUCGCUGAACACUCUUCUGAAUGAACCUGGCAGCCCAGCUUUCCAAUCCAAAUUUUCCAACUUCACGAGCGCUACAAACCAGAUUGAUGGCAAGAUGGGUUAUAACUUCAAUGGUGGAGAUGCCCUGCAACCAGUCAGCUUCCUAAAUGAGUUACUUGUGUCAACCACGACAACGGUGCUUCCAGGAACAACAACCAGUUUCUUUGUGACUUCACCAAACCUCAUAUCUGGUUCAGCAGUGGUCACAGCCAGGCUGGUGUUCAACUCAUCAUCUCCAGUUCCCAGUGAAGAUCUGGUCCUCAGGGCUAUCAACACUCUUCGUAAUUCCAGAGAGUCAAAGCUGAAUGAAUCAGUGAAAGUGGUGAAUGUCACCUAUGAGAAAAUCUCAGAAACCUCAUAUGCUGUGGUAUUUGAAAUUAAAGUGGUUAACAUCAUCAUGCCAGUGGACCAGGUGCUCAGAAACAAUACCUGCCAGGAAGUGCAGAAAAUCAUCGAUAAUUCGCUGAACACUCUUCUGAAUGAACCUGGCAGCCCAGCUUUCCAAUCCAAAUUUUCCAACUUCACGAGCGCUACAAACCAGAUUGAUGGCAUGAUGGGUUAUAACUUCAAUGGUGGAGAUGCCCUGCAACCAGUCAGCUUCCUAAAUGAGUUACUUGUGUCAACCACGACAACGGUGCUUCCAGGAACAACAACCAGUUUCUUUGUGACUUCACCAAACCUCAUAUCUGGUUCAGCAGUCGUCAUAGCCAGGCUGGUGUUCAACUCAUCAUCUCCAGUUCCCAGUGAAGAUCUGGUCCUCAGGGCUAUCAACACUCUCCGUAAUUCCAGAGAGUCAAAGCUGAAUGAAUCAGUGAAAGUGGUGAAUGUCACCUAUGAGAAAAUCUCAGAAACCUCAUAUGCUGUGGUAUUUGAAAUUAAAGUGGGUAACAUCAGCAUGCCAGUGGACCAGGUGCUCAGAAACAAUACCUGCCAGGAAGUGCAGAAAAUCAUCGAUAAUUCGCUGAACACUCUUCUGAAUGAACCUGGCAGCCCAGCUUUCCAAUCCAAAUUUUCCAACUUCACGAGCGCUGCAAACCAGAUUGAUGGCAUGAUGGUUUAUAACUUCAAUGGUGGAGAUGCGCUGCAACCAGUCAGCUUCCUAAAUGAGUUACUUGUGUCAACCACGACAACGGUGCUUCCAGGAACAACAACCAGUUUCUUUGUGACUUCACCAAACCUCAUAUCUGGUUCAGCAGUCGUCAUAGCCAGGCUGGUGUUCAACUCAUCAUCUCCAGUUCCCAGUGAAGAUCUGGUCCUCAGGGCUAUCAACACUCUCCGUAAUUCCAGAGAGUCAAAGCUGAAUGAAUCAGUGAAAGUGGUGAAUGUCACCUAUGAGAAAAUCUCAGAAACCUCAUAUGCUGUGGUAUUUCAAAUUAAAGUGGUUAACAUCAGCAUGCCAGUGGACCAGGUGCUCAGAAACAAUACCUGCCAGGAAGUGCAGAAAAUCAUCGAUAAUUCGCUGAACACUCUUCUGAAUGAACCUGGCAGCCCAGCUUUCCAAUCCAAAUUUUCCAACUUCACGAGCGCUACAAACCAGAUUGAUGGCAUGAUGGGUUAUAACUUCAAUGGUGGAGAUGCCCUGCAACCAGUCAGCUUCCUAAAUGAGUUACUUGUGUCAACCACGACAACGGUGCUUCCAGGAACAACAACCAUUUUCUUUGUGACUUCACCAAACCUCAUAUCUGGUUCAGCAAUCGUCAUAGCCAGGCUGGUGUUCAACUCAUCAUCUCCAGUUCCCAGUGAAGAUCUGGUCUUCAGGGCUAUCAACACUCUUCGUAAUUCCAGAGAGUCAAAGCUGAAUGAAUCAGUGAAAGUGGUGAAUGUCACCUAUGAGAAAAUCUCAGAAACCUCAUAUGCUGUGGUAUUUCAAAUUAAAGUGGUUAACAUCAGCAUGCCAGUGGACCAGGUGCUGAGAAACAAUACCUGCCAGGAAGUGCAGAAAAUCAUCGAUAAUUCGCUGAACACUCUUCUGAAUGAACCUGGCAGCCCAGCUUUCCAAUCCAAAUUUUCCAACUUCACGAGCGCUGCAAACCAGAUUGAUGGCAUGAUGGGUUAUAACUUCAAUGGUGGAGAUGCGCUGCAACCAGUCAGCUUCCUAAAUAAGUUACUUGUGUCAACCACGACAACGGUGCUUCCAGGAACAACAACCAGUUUCUUUGUGACUUCACCAAACCUCAUGUCUGGUUCAGCAGUCGUCAUAGCCAGGCUGGUGUUCAACUCAUCAUCUCCAGUUCCCAGUGAAGAUCUGGUCCUCAGGGCUAUCAACACUCUCCGUAAUUCCAGAGAGUCAAAGCUGAAUGAAUCAGUGAAAGUGGUGAAUGUCACCUAUGAGAAAAUCUCAGAAACCUCAUAUGCUGUGGUAUUUGAAAUUAAAGUGGGUAACAUCAGCAUGCCAGUGGACCAGGUGCUCAGAAACAAUACCUGCCAGGAAGUGCAGAAAAUCAUCGAUAAUUCGCUGAACACUCUUCUGAAUGAACCUGGCAGCCCAGCUUUCCAAUCCAAAUUUUCCAACUUCACGAGCGCUACAAACCAGAUUGAUGGCAAGAUGGGUUAUAACUUCAAUGGUGGAGAUGCCCUGCAACCAGUCAGCUUCCUAAAUGAGUUACUUGUGUCAACCACGACAACGGUGCUUCCAGGAACAACAACCAGUUUCUUUGUGACUUCACCAAACCUCAUAUCUGGUUCAGCAGUCGUCAUAGCCAGGCUGGUGUUCAACUCAUCAUCUCCAGUUCCCAGUGAAGAUCUGGUCUUCAGGGCUAUCAACACUCUUCGUAAUUCCAGAGAGUCAAAGCUGAAUGAAUCAGUGAAAGUGGUGAAUGUCACCUAUGAGAAAAUCUCAGAAACCUCAUAUGCUGUGGUAUUUGAAAUUAAAGUGGUUAACAUCAGCAUGCCAGUGGACCAGGUGCUCAGAAACAAUACCUGCCAGGAAGUGCAGAAAAUCAUAGAUAAUUCGCUGAACACUCUUCUGAAUGAACCUGGCAGCCCAGCUUUCCAAUCCAAAUUUUCCAACUUCACGAGCGCUACAAACCAGAUUGAUGGCAAGAUGGGUUAUAACUUCAAUGGUGGAGAUGCCCUGCAACCAGUCAGCUUCCAAAAUGAGUUACUUGUGUCAACCACGACAACGGUGCUUCCAGGAACAACAACCAGUUUCUUUGUGACUUCACCAAACCUCAUAUCUGGUUCAGCAGUCGUCAUAGCCAGGCUGGUGUUCAACUCAUCAUCUCCAGUUCCCAGUGAAGAUCUGGUCCUCAGGGCUAUCAACACUCUCCGUAAUUCCAGAGAGUCAAAGCUGAAUGAAUCAGUGAAAGUGGUGAAUGUCACCUAUGAGAAAAUCUCAGAAACCUCAUAUGCUGUGGUAUUUGAAAUUAAAGUGGGUAACAUCAGCAUGCCAGUGGACCAGGUGCUCAGAAACAAUACCUGCCAGGAAGUGCAGAAAAUCAUCGAUAAUUCGCUGAACACUCUUCUGAAUGAACCUGGCAGCCCAGCUUUCCAAUCCAAAUUUUCCAACUUCACGAGCGCUACAAACCAGAUUGAUGGCAAGAUGGGUUAUAACUUCAAUGGUGGAGAUGCCCUGCAACCAGUCAGCUUCCUAAAUGAGUUACUUGUGUCAACCACGACAACGGUGCUUCCAGGAACAACAACCAGUUUCUUUGUGACUUCACCAAACCUCAUAUCUGGUUCAGCAGUCGUCAUAGCCAGGCUGGUGUUCAACUCAUCAUCUCCAGUUCCCAGUGAAGAUCUGGUCCUCAGGGCUAUCAACACUCUCCGUAAUUCCAGAGAGUCAAAGCUGAAUGAAUCAGUGAAAGUGGUGAAUGUCACCUAUGAGAAAAUCUCAGAAACCUCAUAUGCUGUGGUAUUUGAAAUUAAAGUGGGUAACAUCAGCAUGCCAGUGGACCAGGUGCUCAGAAACAAUACCUGCCAGGAAGUGCAGAAAAUCAUCGAUAAUUCGCUGAACACUCUUCUGAAUGAACCUGGCAGCCCAGCUUUCCAAUCCAAAUUUUCCAACUUCACGAGCGCUACAAACCAGAUUGAUGGCAAGAUGGGUUAUAACUUCAAUGGUGGAGAUGCCCUGCAACCAGUCAGCUUCCUAAAUGAGUUACUUGUGUCAACCACGACAACGGUGCUUCCAGGAACAACAACCAGUUUCUUUUUGACUUCACCAAACCUCAUAUCUGGUUCAGCAGUCGUCAUAGCCAGGCUGGUGUUCAACUCAUCAUCUCCAGUUCCCAGUGAAGAUCUGGUCCUCAGGGCUAUUAACACUCUCCGUAUUUCCAGAGAGUCAAAGCUGAAUGAAUCAGUGAAAGUGGUGAAUGUCACCUAUGAGAAAAUCUCAGAAACCUCAUAUGCUGUGGUAUUUGAAAUUAAAGUGGUUAACAUCAGCAUGCCAGUGGACCAGGUGCUCAGAAACAAUACCUACCAGGAAGUGCAGAAAAUCAUUGAUAAUUCGCUGAACACUCUUCUGAAUGAACCUGGCAGCCCAGCAUUCCAAUCCAAAUUUUCCAACUUCACGAGCGCUACAAACCAGAUUGAUGGCAAGAUGGGUUAUAACUUCAAUGAUGAAGAUGCCAUGCAACCAGUCAGCUUCCUAAAUGAGUUACGUGUGUCAACCACGACAACGGUGCUUCCAGAAACAACAACCAGUUUCUUCGUGACUUCACCAAACCUCAUAUCUGGUUCAGCAGUGGUCACAGCCAGGCUGGUUUUCAACUCAUCAUCUCCAGUUCCCAGUGAAGAUCUGGUCCUCAGGGCUAUCAACACUCUCCGUAAUUCCAGAGAAUCAGACCUGAAUGAAUCAGUGAAAGUGGUGACCUCAUAUGCUGUGGUGUUUGAAAUUAAAAUGGUUAACAUCAGCAUGCCAGUGGACCAGGUGCUCAGAAACAACACCUACCAGGAAGUGCAGAAAAUCAUCAAUAAUUCGCUGAACACUCUUCUGAAUGAACCUGGCAGCCCAGCUUUCCAAUCCAAAUUUUCCAACUUCACGAGCACUAUAAACCAGAUUGAUGGUAAGAUGGGUUAUAACUUCAAUGGUGGAGAUGCCAUUCAACCAGUCAGCUUCCUAAAUAAACUAAUCCCACCGACAGUCUUAACAACAGCCAGUACUCUGACAACUACUCCACUGAUAGUGCGUGGCAAAGCACUUAUAUUCAUUCGCCUCGUGUUUGUCACACUGGCCCCCCUGCCAAAUCCAGAUAAGGUUAUUGAGGUGGCCAACACUCUGCUGAAAACACGUCUGGCAACCAAACAAGAUACCACAACACAAGACCUGAGUGAUUCUGUGAGCUUAGUCAAUGUCACAUAUACAAAAAUCAAUGAGACGGCAUAUGCUCUCAACUUUGGAUUUGAAAUCAGCAAUAUAACUAUGUCUGAAAAAGUUGAACUCAGGAAUGGUACCCAUCUGUUAAUACAAGACUCUAUAAACUCAUUGCUAGGCAAGAUCCUCCUCAGUAACUCUUCAGCUCCUUUCAUUAAGUUCCAAGAAGCUGAUUUCACGGGCAAUUCCACUGUGAUUCAGGCCAAAGUAGAGUAUGUUUUCUCACCAAAUGACUUCAUGCAACCCAGUAUUUUUGUUCAGGAACUUCAACUUGCUGAAGUGAAUGCACUGACAACAAGCACAACUUCACCACCAAUCUUGAUUAGGAAGGCAAUUAUUAAGAUUCGUCUUGACUUUAUCACAUUGGGUCCAAGACCAAGUAAGGAUAAUGUUCUAGAGGUGGUUAAAACAGUGCUGGCUACAAAUCUCACAACUAAACUAACCGUGAAAACAGUAAGCGUGAGUGAUCCUGUGACCUUGGAGAAUGUCGACUAUUUAGCAAUUAAUGACACUGCCUACGCACUCACGUUCGCAUUUGAAAUCAACAAAGUAUCACUGACAGAGUCAAGCAGGAAUGAAGCCUACAAAGUAAUCCAAAAUAAAACAAAUAACUUGGUGACCCAGAUCCUAAAAGACCCCUCAGUUAGUCUGCUCAUUGUUCCUGAUAUCAAUGAUGAUCUCACCGUGAUUGAGGCCAGUGUUACGUAUGUUUUCUCACAAUAUAACAGCAACUCUGCUGCUGGUUUAUUGGUUGGUACCCUUUUCAAGGUUUUUACCACACCAGUUCCAACCGUAACCACUACAAUGUCAAACAACGGUACAAACGCAGCAUGGGUUGUUGCCAUCAUUGUCCCCUGUGCUAUUAUCAUCGGGCUCGUACCUUGCUGGAUUCUCCUUUGCUGUCUGCUGUGUGGGUGCUGUGCAGCAAUCAGAAGACGUUGGCACAGAAGACGGUCGUACAACGUACAGUACACUACACGAAACAGCCUCUUCUAGAUAUAUUCUA